Messenger RNA from Protopolystoma xenopodis, 441 nucleotides. The record is from the annotation of a GenBank genome assembly. NCBI's taxonomy places the organism in Eukaryota, Metazoa, Platyhelminthes, Monogenea, Polystomatidea, Polystomatidae.
AUGUGGUAUGAAGUUGGACUCGAUGAUAAUGGUACUGAUGAAAUCGAUUAUUAUGAUAAGGAAGAGGAGGAUGAGAAGGAUGAGUAUGCCUUGUCUCUGAUUCCCCGAUUGCAGACGAGUGGUCUUGGCUCGAGUCUGUGCCGCGCUGAAGUCAAGCAAGAGUCUCGAGACGAACUGUGUCUGCAAGCAAGCUUGAACACAACCGAUCCCCGUGCCAACUGGCGUUUGGGUGCUCGGGUGCUCGGGUGUCCGUUCGUCUCGAGUCGCCAGUUGGCAGUUGGCAGUUGCUUUCCUGCCGGAAUGCACCAAUCAGCUUGUCGUCAAGGCAGCCCGCGCAAGACGGAGGAGCCGGACCGAGACAGGUUGCAUGUCAGGCCUGGCAGUAGCAAGACUGUCAGCACCAAAGUUGGCUGCGAAAUGGCGUCGAGACUUCGAAGAUGA